Molecule: messenger RNA, 756 nt
Organism: Suillus subalutaceus
Lineage: Eukaryota; Fungi; Basidiomycota; Agaricomycetes; Boletales; Suillaceae
Exons: 1
Coding region: 100-648 (182 amino acids)
Source: RefSeq, a predicted model, not a curated record
GUAUUUAAACGCACAGCAAACGGUAUCAAAUAGUUUUGAUUCGUUGCUUCAGCGCCCACCAGUCUCAAUUGUGGUUCAGUGACAAUCGGACAGAUCAAUAUGCCAAUCACAGAAUUCGCAUCCCUCUCGUUGAUCCCCCCUAAUACACUCUCCGACCCGCAUGUAGUAGAUUUCUUCUCCAAGGUUUCUUCCUGGCAAUCAUCCUCGUCGGGUUAUUCGUUAACCUUCUUCACAAAUCCGGCAGAGUCUGCUGAGAUCCACCUCAUCACUGGAUGGGAUGACGUGCGCGCUCAUGAAGAAUGGAUAGCCAGCUCCAGAAAUCAGGAACUUCUUCAAAUAGCAGAGGGGUUCCUCAAUAUUAUUGGAAUGGUUCACUUGGACCUGGAUUUCAAUGAAUUCCCAGUAGGAGCUGAGUCACUGGUUUGCGUGAAGUCCACUGCAGCCACGAAGGGUGUAUCAGAGGAGGCCAAAUCAAAGAGUAUGGCAUCAAUUCCUGAGUAUGGUUGGACUGGACACGGGAAGGAUGUGCAAGAGAUUAGCACCGGGGUUUAUUAUUUUGCGGAAAGUGAUGCCCAUUUUGGGCCUGAGGAUGAUGGAAAAGAGGACAUGCACGUAAGGACCCGUUUGAAGAGGGUGAAGUUCACUUGAUACAAUUAGUUGGACCUGCUUCCUUGGAUUCGAGUUAUUACUUGUACAAAUGCUAUAUAUGCUAUGCUAUGUCGACGGUUGUGAACAAUAUGUACUUGUUCAUUUCAG